CGGGAUGAUGACUUGUGCCACGACCCUUUUGGUAGGGAAAGGGGAGGUCGCCAACUGAGCGACUGAUAUAAAAGAUUUCUGCCAUCUUACCUCCGAAGUCGACCUUUGGGAUCAAGCACCCACCAAGCUUGCCUUCGGAUAACGUUCAUUCUUUUACCAAGCCCUGCGCCGCAGCCAUUCACUCAUUUACCAUUCCCGUCUCGACAACUCGUCAACGUCCAUCAUCAUGAAGUUCACGGCCUCAUCCCUCCUCAGCGCCACCCUCGCCUUUGUGGCAUGCGGGCAGGUGUCUGCCAUUUGCUACUGGGACACUUGCUGCUACACCAACCACAAUGGCCCCGGUGCCUGCCCGCCGCAAUUGUGGGCGGUCACCCUUACCGGCUCGUACUGCAAGGUCUCAAUAUGCCCCGCCACCUGCGUCAACACCUCGGACAGUACCAACUGCGAUUGCUGUGACAUAAGGACCGGGACGUGUCGGGAGUGCUAAAGGAGGGUAGCGUUGCUGCCUGGUGGGGAUUUGACAAACAUCAGCUCGGCUAAGAUAGGUAAAUGGUACCUAAUAAUGAAC
This is a messenger RNA of Gaeumannomyces tritici R3-111a-1, 568 nucleotides long. RefSeq lists its product as hypothetical. NCBI's taxonomy places the organism in Eukaryota, Fungi, Ascomycota, Sordariomycetes, Magnaporthales, Magnaporthaceae. The transcript is spliced from 4 exons. The record is from RefSeq and is a predicted model, not a curated record. Bases 227 to 487 code for a protein of 86 amino acids.